AUGACGCUGUACCUUGGCCACACGCUGGCAGCUAGUCAUGACCUAUCACACUUUGUCCCAGCUCCUGCUCCGGAGGAUAUUGGGAAGCAUUCUGAGAAUCCGUCUGCCGCGAAAGCAGGAGAACCCUCGACAGAGCCCGAAACGGCUGACGACAACAACAGCGAGGAUGCAAACAGCCAAAACUUGGUCUUCAGGGUCAUGCCGGAUCCCCGGCUGCAACCCAUGGACAACAUGGCAUACGGUACCAGUGCACGGCCACCUAUCAAGGGCUUCGCCACCGCAAUCGUUGAGCUUCCGGUAGAGCUCAUGGUGGACGAUGACAAGACCAGUGCAUUGCCGGCGACAGCCCAGCCGCUGCGUCGUCGACGACUCAUCUUCAUCGGCGACGUGCACGGCCAGCGCAGCUCUCUCGACGCGCUGCUCGAAAAGGUCGGCUUCAGCCCCACCCACGACCAUCUGGUGCUGACGGGCGAUCUCGUCAACAAGGGACCCGACAGUGCCGGCGUCGUGAAGCUUGCCAUGGAAGUUGACGCCAGCGCUGUGCGCGGAAGCAACGACGACCGAGUACUGCUUGCAUAUGAGGCCGUGCAGGCCACCAAGAGCAUCAGUCGGGCCCGCGGCUUGCUGAACAUGAUGUCCAGGCCGGCUGACCUAAGUCGAGACGAGGCCGCCCGGAAGCGAAAGCAGCUUAGCAUCGAGGUGGAGGGCAGACGGGAGCGAGCUCGGGCGCGGUUGCGACGAGAAGAAGAAGAGAGACUCUAUCAGCGGGAAGAAGCCGAAGAAGAAGAAGAAGCCGGGCCUCUCUGGGGCAUCUUUUCCUUCCUAGGCUUCGACAAAGACAGCCAGAGCGAGGAGGAGCAGAGCGAGGAAUACACGCUGGACCUCGACCGAAUCAACGCCGAUUUGGACGCACAGCUCGGCCACGACUCGUCCACAUAUGACGAUGACCAAGAGCGAGCUGUUGCUGCCAGCCUGUCGCCCGAGCAGUACCGCUGGCUGUCUAGCCUGCCCGCAAUCCUGCACAUUGGCUCCAUCGUGCCGGUGGCCACGAAAGUCACGAAAGUAACAGAAGCCGAAUCGUCGUCUUCUUCGUCUCCCGCCCAGUUCGAAGACGUUGUCGUUGUUCAUGGCGGUCUCGUGCCAGGCCUCUCGCUCGCCAGCCAGGACCCGAUGGCCGUCAUGACUAUGCGCAGCCUCGUGCAUCCGGCCGACGAGUUGCGUCGGGAACGGGCUCGGGACAUGAUCGAAUACGACACACGGCUGCGGUCACGCGGCUACAUUCGGCCCACCGAUUACGUCUACGUGUCCGAGCAAAAGGUCGACCGGGUCUUCCACAAGCUGCAGCACGCCGUCUAUGGGCCCGACCUGCAGCACCCGCUGGCCUCGAUCGGCUCCUCCUCAUCUUCUCAACCGGCUCUCCUCACCACUUCACCCUCCGACCUUGUGCUGCUGCCUGUUGAGGCUCACUUUAGCGAGGCCGAGGACGACAGCCGGAUGCCUUGGGCAGCUAUCUGGAACCAGGUGCAGCAUGCCAAGGCAGCGUCAGAGUUCCGCACCACUGUCAUCUACGGACACGACGCCAAGACGGGUUUGGCAGUGCCGCCACAGACACUGAGGCAGCAAUUACAUUCCACGCAAUCGGCAUCGGCAUCGACAUCGGCAUCAACAUCGACAUCGUCACCAGGUUGGCUAGCCAGUGUGUUCAGCAUUUUCGGCAUUUUCGGCCAUGGUCGGAGAAACGGCGGCCGAGAUUCCGGCUACACCUUUGGGCUUGACUCGGGCUGUGUCUACGGCAACCAACUGACGGCCCUGAUCGUCGAAGCUGGCUCAGACGGUAGCGUGCAGCACUACAUUGAGCAGGUGGACUGCCCGAAGGCGUCAUAG
This is a messenger RNA of Grosmannia clavigera kw1407, 1884 nucleotides long. Its product is annotated as serine/threonine-protein phosphatase family. The transcript has a single exon. Gene Ontology annotation, biological process: polyphosphate catabolic process. The record is from RefSeq and is a predicted model, not a curated record. Gene Ontology annotation, cellular component: cytoplasm. The coding region runs from base 1 to 1884 and encodes 627 amino acids. Gene Ontology annotation, molecular function: endopolyphosphatase activity; phosphatase activity. Lineage: Eukaryota; Fungi; Ascomycota; Sordariomycetes; Ophiostomatales; Ophiostomataceae.